CCGUUAUGUCGAAAUAUGAAACCCAACAAAUCUGUCGCGAUUCAUCGCCGUUCUAUCAAAAUGAUCAUUUAUUUUACAAUAAUAGUUAUCGUUUAAUGGAUAUGAAUGCAAUUGAACAUGCCUGGAGCACACCCACAUAUUGUAUUGACAGCAAACCACAUCAGAACAAUCAUCACGAACAGCAACAUCACCAGCAGCCGCAACAACAACAUCAAGUGCAUCCUCAGCAACAUCACCUGCCAACAACAACACAAGAUUGUUGUCAAUCGGUGACAACAACAACGGUAGUUCCAGCAACCACAACCUGCACCCUGACCGCCAACAUAAAUGCCAGUCAACAUUAUUAUCGUUCGCCCAGCAGUUAUUGUCCAGCCUCCUCAUCCGAUUUAGAAGAUGUGGAAAGCCAAUUUCAUGAUAGUUUCUUUACCACUGAUGAUUCACCGAAAUCUCUUACUCCAAUUUCUGUUCCUCCAGUUCGUGUGGUCAAGAAACGGAACACGGCAAAUAAGAAGGAGCGACGGCGAACACAGAGCAUCAAUAAUGCAUUCUCAUGUUUGCGCGAUAAAAUACCGAAUGUGCCGUCCGAUACGAAAUUAUCGAAGAUUAAAACCCUGAAAUUGGCCAUACUCUAUAUUAGAUAUCUAGUGGAAGUCCUUGAUGGCGACCAGGAUCCCAAUAAUGGGUUUCGUGCCGAUCUCAAGCCAUUGCAUCGCAAAAAUUCCCAUGAAAAGAGGGCGUAUAUACGCAGUGAAGCAGCCGCAGCAGCAACAAAGCUGACUGAUAUUACUAUGGACAUCUACAACACCCAAACAACAAGACCCACACCUGCCCCAAACGGGAAUGAAAACUUUUAUGGCGAUGACAAUGAAGUGUUGAAUCCUGGAGGACAACAGACUUUGCUGCAAAAUUUACCAAUAGAAAACCAACCCUUGGAAAGGAUCAUAAUGGCGCCGGGUGAAGGUCAACGGCCACUCGAUAUGGUUUAUGAUGAGGAUUCGGAGGAAUCGUCAUUUGCAGCAAUUUAG
This is a messenger RNA of Musca vetustissima, 1025 nucleotides long. RefSeq lists its product as uncharacterized. Gene Ontology annotation, biological process: developmental process; regulation of transcription by RNA polymerase II. Gene Ontology annotation, molecular function: protein dimerization activity; DNA-binding transcription factor activity, RNA polymerase II-specific; RNA polymerase II transcription regulatory region sequence-specific DNA binding. The coding region runs from base 6 to 1025 and encodes 339 amino acids. The record is from RefSeq and is a predicted model, not a curated record. The transcript is spliced from 5 exons. Lineage: Eukaryota; Metazoa; Arthropoda; Insecta; Diptera; Muscidae.